Molecule: messenger RNA, 1297 nt
Organism: Leptopilina boulardi
Lineage: Eukaryota; Metazoa; Arthropoda; Insecta; Hymenoptera; Figitidae
Product: pre-miRNA 5'-monophosphate methyltransferase
Exons: 4
Coding region: 408-1139 (243 amino acids)
Biological process (GO): negative regulation of pre-miRNA processing; miRNA metabolic process
Cellular component (GO): cytoplasm
Molecular function (GO): RNA methyltransferase activity; O-methyltransferase activity
Source: RefSeq, a predicted model, not a curated record
UUCUUCCUUGUGAGUGUCUCUCAGAGUUUUGUUUACGUUUUGUCGGUUCCUUUUAACUUGUAAUAAAUAAUGAGUGCUGAAAGUAAAUCGCACUCAUUAUUCAUUACAAGAUUGAGAUUAAGCUUUUUUCACAUUUUAUGCAAGAAACAACAGGGGUUUGCUUUAAAAUUUUAAGUCGACCCCACAAGCCCACUACUAUUUUCACUAUUUUCAGUAAUCUCAGUAAUCUCAGUAAUUUUACUUGUAUACAAAAUAUAAAUACAAAUAAAAUAAUUUUCAUUUAAAAGGAGGAAAAAGAAGAAAUAAAAUAAUUUAAAAAUUACCAUCAACUUUAUGUAGAAAUAUACUUGUUUUAAUAAUGUAAAUAAAGUAAUAUUUCCGAAAUUUCAAUUAAAUGUAAAUAAAAAAUGAAAGAAGAAAAAGAAAAAAAUGUUGAUCCUGAAGGACACAGAUAUGGAAAUUUUCUAAAUUAUUACAAUUUUCAUUCUGCUGAAGAACGAAUUCAACAACUUCCUUUAAAUAUUUGGAAUUCUUCGGAUGAAGUAGAUUAUAAAUUUAGUGCUCUGGAUAUUGGUUGUAAUAGUGGAAAUUUAUCAUGUUUGCUGUAUAAUUUCCUCCAAGACAAUGUAUCACCUAAGGAUAAAUGUAAAAUUUCACUUUUGGGAAUUGAUCUUGAUUCAAAAUUAAUUGAUAAAGCUCAAUUACAAUGUCCCACGUCUAGUGUAAUCAAAUUUGAGUGUCUGGACUUUUUAUCUCAAGACAGAGAACAGUUGAUAUCGGACCAUUUGAAAAGUAUAAAUAAAUCUAAAUUUAAUGUGGCUUUUUGCUUUUCAAUUACAAUGUGGAUUCAUCUUAAUCAUGGUGAUGAGGGUCUAAUAAAAUUUUUAAAAACAGUUUGUGAAAUUUCUGAUAUGAUUGUGAUUGAGCCUCAACAAUGGAAGAGUUAUAGAAAUGCUUCAAGACGAUUGCGUAAGGCAAAUGUUGAUGAUUUUUUACUGUUAAAUAAACUAAAAUUAAAAGGCGAUAUGUACAUGCACAUUGCAAAGAUUUUAAAAAAUGAAUGUAAUUUUUCAAAUGUAACAAUAACGAAUGAAAAUAAUUGGCAAAGGAGAUUAUUGAUUUAUAAAAGAAAAAGUUGACAUUAAUAUUAUUGUUCUCAUGCCACAAAAGAUGUUGAUUUUUUUAAUAAUUCAAAAACUAGAUUUUUGCGAGGAUUAAAUAAUUAUCUAAAAAAAUUUUUGAUAAAAUAUAGCGAUAAAAUUAGAUUAGUUUUGUAAUUUAGAUUUAACUUAGUCGU